AUGUCUUUUCGGUACAUUUACGCAGAUCUGGAUGCUUUGAACCAGGACGUGUGCAAGUACAUGCGCGCGCACUCGAAGGAUUUCUCCGACGCUGAACUGACCAAGCAUUUCCCUAUCAGUGCGCACAAACUGACCACACCCAAAAGCGCGUCCCAGUAUCGAACACUUGGCCAUCUGCCCAAGCCCAAGCGGAAUCCCGAAAAUACCGAGACGCUGGUGCUAGUUGCGGGAAAGUUAGCGGGCUCAGUACUUCUUGGAGUGGAUAAAUAUUUCGAAGCUGGGUGGAGGGUCCACUGCUAUUGCUUUCGAGAUAGAGACUCCAAGGUGUUUGAUCGACUGAUGUUGGAACAUCCAACACAGUUCAAGUGUUUCUACUUGAAUACUUCGGUUAGAAACCUGAUAAAGGAGAUUUCAGGAGACUACGAGAUGAUUAUUCCGAUGAAGUACAAAAUAUCAGAUUUGUACGAGUACAUUCACGAGCUGCAGGUGAAAGUUUUAGAAAUGGAAACUGAUUCGGAAGCUCAGCGUACAAAGCAACACGAUACUCUGCACUCGAAGCUUCAACGACAACAAGAAGCUUUUGCAUAUCAACUCAGUAAACAUGACGAGGAGUUCCAGAAACAUUUAAAAGAAUACCAGAAAACUGCAACAAUUCAUCGUAAACAACAUGAACAAGUAAUCGAGGAACGAGUCAAGAGUUGUACAAAUGAAGUGGAGAGUGCGUUGUCUAACCUCGGAGAGUUGUCGGAGCGGGUUAAACAAGACGUUGAAGAGUAUCAAAGAGCUCGACUCGAUGAGGAACUUGCACACUGGCGACGAGACAAUGUCACGAACAGUAAUGGUCAAGGCACACUAGAUCAGUCAUCGCUGUUGGAUGCAAUCGACUUUGUAUUCAAAGAAAAUGGAGUUCCCUCUGGUAUCAAGAACUGGAAAGCUGCUGUUAUGGUACUGGUGCUUCACAAGAUAACGGCGUGGCUCUCCUCUGCCAGCUUUGGGGCGGAUGUGGUCGGUGUGCUCACAGCGUCACUCGCUGUUGUUAUCAUAGCAUUGUGCUUCGCAGAUACCUAA
Messenger RNA from Phytophthora infestans T30-4, 1068 nucleotides. RefSeq lists its product as uncharacterized. Bases 1 to 1068 code for a protein of 355 amino acids. The transcript is spliced from 3 exons. Lineage: Eukaryota; Oomycota; Peronosporomycetes; Peronosporales; Peronosporaceae. The record is from RefSeq and is a predicted model, not a curated record.